Molecule: messenger RNA, 1718 nt
Organism: Blastomyces dermatitidis ER-3
Lineage: Eukaryota; Fungi; Ascomycota; Eurotiomycetes; Onygenales; Ajellomycetaceae
Exons: 2
Coding region: 320-889 (189 amino acids)
Biological process (GO): protein ubiquitination
Molecular function (GO): ubiquitin protein ligase activity
Source: RefSeq, a predicted model, not a curated record
CCCAACAUAACAGGCAAAGAAUGAAAAACAACUCUUUGAGGGCAGGAUAAGUUAUAUCAAAGAACCUGUGGCCUACAAAGAAAAGAGGAAAAGAAGAAGGAAAUAACCGGAGAAAAAUCACAUCAGUUUCUCUAAAGCUGACUUCGGAUGUGGUCCCACAAAUCCUCAAUGGUUGGAUAAGGAAGCCAGCUACACCUAUUUUUCCAUGUAAAAUUCAUCGGGGCGGGCUCUUCAUAAAUAGCCACAUUACUCGAGGCAACAGGUGCGGGCUGUUGCAAAUUUUGUCGAUCUGUUGGGAGGGGAGAAAACGCACAUCGCGAUGCCUACUACACAUUACAUAUACUUCCCCUUAAGUUCCGGCACGCUCUCUGUCAAGGAGCUUGACCAGGCCAAAAUGCGGUGUUUAUCUGGUGCCUUCAUUGCGAAGGGCGAACAGAGAGGCCAGAAUCAAGAAACGGACUGUAUCCUCUGCUUCGAGACCCUCCACCGCGACAUGCGAUUUCGAGAACUACCCUGCCACCACAUCUUCCACAAGCCAUGCAUCGACGCCUGGUUAUCAAAACGCGAUGCAAGCUGCCCCUUGUGUCGGCAGACAUUCUACCACCUGAAGCGGCCGCAAAGUCUCACUGCACCACCCCCGUAUCACCUUUCUCCCUCGCUUGGCUUUACCGUGCCAAGUCCUCUUCGCAGCGAACACUCAUUACCAUCGUCCCCCCCCCCCUCGUCACCGUCGGAGCAGGAAACGACCCGACAAGCGACUGCGCAUUGUAGGGGUCCAUGGGAGGUAUUCAAGUGGUGGAGGAGACACCGACAACGACGGCGGAGGGUGGAGUAUUUGAGGGAUGGGAUUCGGACACCAACGCAACAACAACCAGGCGCCCUUGCUUAAUAGUAAGGGUAAUAUCAUAAAAAAAAAGGGCGUUGGAUGCUUGUUUUGCUCUUUUCUUAGGGAGGGUCCCUAAGGCUAAUUAAACAACGACCGGUAAAAUGUCCUAUGAGGGAUCUCCUUUUGGAUUGGCUUGAAGCACUUAGUGUGGUUCAUUUCGGGCGAGGGCUGCGAAUCUCUGAAGGGAUUUUUUUCCCUCCUGUUUAAUUUUAAUUUUUUAUUUCGACAACCGUUCCGUCAAAAUCCAGGGACGACACAGGUGCGUGAGGUAGCGGGUGCUGGGCGCCUUUUAUAAAGGGUGGUGGAAACUAAACUGAGGAACCAAACUGACUCAUUGGGUGAUAAAGUUUUGGCGCUAAAUAUCUUCCACGGCCGGCUAUUUAUAGCCCUCCAUGUCAAAAAAUAGGUCACUUUGCGUCGUUCAUUAAUUCGUGCGCUUCUUCAUGAGAGGCCUUAAUCUACGGUGUGUAACAUCAUCGCUCGCCUAAGUUAAGUGGGGACAUCUGGCCGUGACUGUAUGUAAUUCCAUUUUAUGAGAUUGCGCUCUUCAGAGGAACAGUGGAAAACAGCAUGUGGGCCAUUCUCCUCGCCAGGAUCGCCACCUCAUACUCCAUCCUUAAGAAAAGAGUUGGGUGGAAGACGGAAAAGACGCGCAAACUCGCUUUAUUAUUUAAAAUGUUGUACAAAUGGCAUGAUUCACGCAUGAGCGGUAGGCCUAGCAAUCUAGAUCAUUAUUUGUACUAAGUAGCUUUGGGUGGAAGACGGAAUCCAAAAAUUUACCCACUAGCACAUGUAUAAGGGCAUAGGGCAUGGUCAGGUGACCCACACAAGC